AUAUGUCUUAAAUUCAUAAUAACAAUAGAAACAUCGAUUGCAUAAUAUAGUAAUUUUUAGUCCAUAAUGUACUCAGUGCUGUGACGUUAACGCGAGUGGCCAGCGGUAGCGGGUCGAGAAACGCGAUCAAUACAACGUUAUCAACAUAACUACGUGGGUGUUUACAUGCGCGUAGUACACGCCGAGCACUGAUGAAAUCGUCGCGUGUGAUAACACUAAUCCGCAAUACGUUCUUAAUAUAAAUGUGAAAUGUGAACCGCAAUGCCGCUACCCGAGCUCAUUAAGCGAGCCUCGAGUUACUUCCUUGGCUUGGAGUUCGACGACAACGAGGAAUUGCCCGACUAUGUGGACAACGAAAUAUUAUUUUGCAAGAACAAUGUGUGCGUACAUCCACCGACUAUUGCGAGACACGAGUUGGACGUUAUACACCAUCCGGGCUACUUAACAGUAACGACUAAAAUAUUCACUGAUCAACAUAACAAUGCCAAGCGACCUACGUUAUUCCUUAAUUGGAUCCCAAAUUCAACUCUGCGCAAAUGUCCGUCAGCUGUUGAAACCAGUCCUAGCGAGGAAAUUUAUAUCAACAAGGCUUCGCAUCCCAAAGAUAUUCCUGCUCAAAAACCUAGGAAUGGAAAGGUUAGGAAGUAUAAUGACAACGCAUUUUCCGAUUCUUCCGAUACGACAAGUCUUAAUUCCAAUUCAGAUAAGCAAAGCAUAAAAUCAACUGAUACGAGGUUCACUCAAAAUGACAACACCCAAGAAGAAAUGACUUCUAGUUCGAAGCCGACCAUUAAAUCGGCAGAUUCUAUAAAAGAUGACGUAUUCAGCUUGCAGAAAGACGAGUCCAAGGAUCAUAUAUAUGAGUGCGAUAAACACGUACGUUCACAGUCCAUGACUUCUGUGAAUAUAACUAUAGCCAAUCCAAACAUCGAGAACGUCGACUUGACCCCUGACUCGUUGUGUGGAGGCUUCGUUAGGUCACUGUCGAUGAGUUCAUGUGACGAGGGCAACCCUAAUUGGAUGAGCACUCCUGAGUUUCUUGCACUGAAACAUAAUCUCGUAUUUCCUGAUAGCGCUCAAAGUUCGCCGGCACCCCAGCGACGACUGCCAUUGAAAUGUCGAAGGUUUUCGGUGGAUUUGAGUCAAAUGCGCUCUCUUCGGCUAUUCUUUAACGAUGAUAACUGCACUUGCGGACAAUUGGUGGUAGCUUCAAGAGAGUCCCAGUACAAAAUACUACAUUUUCACCAUGGAGCGUUGGAUCAUUUGGCACAAGUAUUACAUAGGUGGCAUUCUCUACUGCAUAAUAUUAAACUUACUCCAGGUUCAGAAGAACCUAACCUACCAUAUCGUCACUUCAUGGUAUGUCGCCCAGAAGUACAAAAAUCAGAGCAGCAUCCAGAGGAGGGAAAAGUUCCUAAAAUUACUCCUGAAUUAUUUUAUGGCAAGAUCAUGAACAGCAAGGGUGUUAUUGAAGAUGAUUUGUUCUUAAGAAAGUGCGUGUUUUUCGGUGGUCUUGACAAAGAGCUGAGGCGAGAAGUCUGGCCUUUUCUUUUACAUUGUUAUCCAUAUAAUUCGACUUAUGACGAAAGAGAGAUUAUCCUGCAACUUCGAAAGAGGGAGUACGAUGAAAUUACCAAAAGGCGAUUGGAAAAAAUGACACCAGAACAACACGCGAAAUUCUGGAAAAGUGUUCAAAGUGUCAUAGAAAAGGACGUGGUGAGAACUGAUAGGGGCAAUCCCUUUUUCGCUGGAGAAAAUAAUUAUAACAUAGAAAUUAUGAAGAAUAUAUUGUUGAACUACGCGAUUUAUAAUCCUGUUUUAGGGUAUACCCAAGGAAUGAGUGAUCUCUUAGCGCCAGUUCUGUGUGAAAUACAAUGUGAGGCGGAAGCGUUCUGGUGUUUCGUGGGACUGAUGCAGCGGGCGAUAUUCGUUUGUACUCCAACUGAUAAUGAUAUGGAUAAUAACCUGAGUUACCUUCGAGAGCUGAUAAGGAUCAUGUUGCCACACUUCUACAAGCACUUAGAGAAACACAUUGAUGCUAUGGAAUUACUGUUCUGUCAUCGAUGGAUACUACUGUGUUUCAAACGAGAGUUCACUGAAGCUGUAGCUCUUCGUAUGUGGGAGGCGUGCUGGGCAAACUAUCAGACCGAUUACUUCCACUUGUUCCUGUGUCUAGCGAUUAUUGCUGUAUACGCUGAUGACGUCAUCGCCCAGGACCUCAAUACUGAUGAAAUGCUGCUACAUUUCAGUUCUUUGGCAAUGUACAUGGACGGUCGCCUCAUCCUGCGCAAGGCUCGCGGGCUGCUAUACCAGUUUCGUCAGUUACAGCGAAUCCCUUGCACACUAGUAGGUAUGUGUCAAAGGUGCGGCCCCGGUAUCUGGGACUCCACACACCGGCCCAGUGUGGAAUGUACCGGCGCUCACGACUUUUGCGAAUAUGCUGUACAGUAAUAUUGUUAUCACAGAAGAUUUUAUAGGUCUUCGCUCCACAAUUGGCAGCGUUAGUAGAGGCAAUCACGAUAGUGUAGAGAGCCUAAACGUCUAUAAUCGGCCGUCAUUGGAGAUUCAUAAUCGCCGUGAUGGUGGCAAACAUCGACGAUCAUUUUUGUUGGACCAAUGCUGCUC
Molecule: messenger RNA, 2625 nt
Organism: Colias croceus (clouded yellow)
Lineage: Eukaryota; Metazoa; Arthropoda; Insecta; Lepidoptera; Pieridae
Gene: TBC1D16
Product: TBC1 domain family member 16
Exons: 7
Coding region: 262-2451 (729 amino acids)
Biological process (GO): activation of GTPase activity
Cellular component (GO): early endosome
Molecular function (GO): GTPase activator activity
Source: RefSeq, a predicted model, not a curated record